AUGUCCAAAGAAAUAGCUUUGAAGGUCGACAAGGUCCUAAAUGAGUUCGGCAGAUCUCCCCUACACGGGACCAGACUCGCCAACCCACCGACCCUCGAUGCGCGCCCGGAGAUCGUGCUGGCAAUGGUUAUAGACGCUCUAAUCAAAGCACGACCUAUCUCGCACGAGCUGACGCAAAAGACAAUCAAAACGCUGAUUGAAGCCGAUUAUCAUGACAUCGAUGUUCUUUCCAACAGCACGUGGGAUGAUCGAACGAUGGUCUUGGAAGACGGAGGGUACAACAGAUAUCGGGAACAGUGCGCUACGAAUCUCGAUGGAGAUUUGAAUAAUCUCCUCAAGCAGGCGAACGGAAAACCCGAGAAAGUCAAACUGUUGUUGAAAGAAGUGAAGGGCAUUGGCGAUUUGGCAGCGGAGGUCUUUUUGAACAAUGUUCAGAGCGUAUGGCCAAGCAUUGCUCCCUUUAUCGAUUCACGGAGCUUGAAGGCCGCGGACGAGAUUGGGAUUGGGACAAACUUGAAUCAAAUCUACAAGAUUCUGGAUCAAGACCCCGUGCGGAUGAGUUGGUUUGCCAAUGGUCUGUCGGAGGUUCGACUGGAGAAAAGGCAGGACGUCAUUGAGGAAGUGUGA
Molecule: messenger RNA, 627 nt
Organism: Penicillium bovifimosum
Lineage: Eukaryota; Fungi; Ascomycota; Eurotiomycetes; Eurotiales; Aspergillaceae
Exons: 2
Coding region: 1-627 (208 amino acids)
Biological process (GO): DNA repair
Molecular function (GO): catalytic activity
Source: RefSeq, a predicted model, not a curated record